AUGCUUGGAGUCCUCUUUGCUGUGCUGACUCUGGCAGCUGCAGCCUUUGGCUGUGGGGUUCCUGCCUACCCACCCGCCAUGUCUAGAGUUGUUGGAGGGCAAGAUGCACGACCGUACAGCUGGCCCUGGCAGGCCUCCCUUCAAUACAACUCAAAUGGCAAAUGGCGUCACGUCUGCAGAGGAACCCUCAUAGCAACCAACUGGGUGAUGGCAGCUGCACACUGCAUCAGUUCUUCCAGGCAAUACCGAGUAUAUCUUGGAAAAUACAACCUGGCAGCUGUGGAAGAAGGAUCAAUUGCACUUUCUCCAGAAAAAAUCAUUGUCAAUGAGAACUGGAAUCCACAGAAAGUUUCAAAUGGGUAUGACAUCGCUUUGAUCAAACUCACUGAACAUGUCACCUUAAGUGACCACAUUAAGCUGGCCUGCCUCCCUCCCACACAAAGCACCCUAUCAUCCAACACUGCCUGCUAUGUGACAGGAUGGGGGCUACUGCAAACAAAUGAAGCUCUUCCAGAUGUCCUGCAGCAAGGCCUUUUGCUGGUUGUAGAUUAUGCAACUUGUUCCAAGCUGAGCUGGUGGGGAAGCACAGUGAAACCCAACAUGGUCUGUGCUGGUGGGGAUGGAGUCACCGCCAGUUGUAGUGCAGACUCUGGUGGCCCACUGAACUGCCAAGGUGCUGAUGGCAGGUGGGAAGUGCACGGUGUCGUCAGCUUUGGCUAUGCUCUUGGCUGCAACUAUUAUCAAAAGCCUUCUGUCUUCUCUCGGGUCUCUGCUUUCUCUGCUGGAUCCAGCAGAUGUCCUCCCUCCUCCAAUGCUGGUGGUAGAAAAACAGUUCAAAGGAUUUUGUCAGCAUGCAUGGUCUCCCUCUGCAGCCUCCUUGGAGCCAUUUCUUUUGAUUUGAGCAAUAGCUUGGAAACAUGGAGAAACACAGGGGAAGCCCUUCAGGAACUUGCCUCCUGUGAAAACCUUUGGGCUGUUCGCCUCAUCUAUCUCCUGCAGGAAGAAAGACACAGCUGGCUGUUCCCAGCAGCAGACAAGAGGAAUAGAUCAUUUCAUGCUCAGCUAUUGGGGAAUUUAAACUCCCUCUGUAAGGCAAAUGAAGCAGAACUGUAUUGUGAGAAUUGCCAAUGCAAGGAGGAGAAAAUCUCCAUUUGUAGAUUUUACAUCAUUGACAUGAGACAAAAAUUAAAUAGCACAGGGAAUAAUGAAGCCAGGCAGGUGCUAUCCAGAGCGAUCUCUGAACUGCUGGAGCGUUUUAGUAGUCCCUAUGAAGACCUCAAAGCUAUGAAAUACAAUCCCGACUGGGCAGACGUAGUAGCUUUUAAACUCAUCCUUCAAAUAAGAGAAGCCAUGCUUAAAGCUCAUUUAAUUCCAGCAUCUACAAGCUUUCAAACAAUAUUACAUCAAUUUUUUGCCAUUCUGAACUAUGCGAUCUUCUCAUCAGAGAGCGUACAUAAGUGCUGGAUGGAUAAUGUCAAUCUAUCACUUCAUCUCACCCACUAUGAAGGAAUCUCUUUUUUCAUCCCAGUCCUAGGCUCAGAUGAAUUUGUGUCCAUUGAAGCCUUGGUAAAGGAACUGUAUUAUGCACAGAGCUGCCUCCUGCAGAAGGGACAGGAAAAGCUCAUCAAGAAAUCUAAAGAAAUCCUGUCCACGAUGAGCCUUAAGAUCAGUCUGUUAGCGAUAGCCUGUCUCAUUUACCCCAUAAUCCUGAUAUCCUUCAAGAAAAUGACAGAUUGGAUACACAAUUAUGCCAGGAACCUCAAGGAAAAGACAGAGGAUUUAAAAAGGGAGAGGCGGCUAGCUGAGGACCUCUUACACCAGAUGUUGCCAAAAUCUGUGGCCAAGCAGCUAAGGAAAUACCAAAAAGUUGAGGCAGAAAACUAUGACCAGGUGACUAUCUUUUUCUCGGACAUCGUGGGGUUCACAAGUAUUGCUGCCUCCUGUACUCCCUUGCAAGUUGUUGAGAUGCUCAAUAAUCUGUACGUCUGCUUUGACAGCAGGAUUGAGUCUUACGACGUUUACAAGGUGGAAACCAUUGGUGAUGCCUACAUGGUAGUGAGUGGCCUGCCAGAGAGGAAUGGCACCAAACACGCUGACGAGAUCGCUAAAAUGUCUCUGGACCUGGUGGCAGCAGUUCGUCAGGUUGUGAUCCCUCAUAUGCCGAUGGGCAGACUGCAGCUGCGGGCUGGGAUACACACAGGACCCUGUGUAGCUGGAGUUGUGGGGUACAAAAUGCCUCGUUACUGCCUUUUUGGGGACACUGUAAACACAGCCUCCCGCAUGGAGUCCACCAGCUUGCCACAGAAGAUCCAUAUCAGUUCUGCUACAUAUGAUGCUCUUCUCACAGAUGAUGCAUAUGAAAUUGAACUAAGAGGAGAAAUUGAAGUCAAGGGCAAAGGGAAAAUGAAAACCUACUGGCUUCUUGGUAACAAGAACUAUAGUGUCCAAAAUGACAGCCUGGUGUGUCACUGGAAUCCAGCAAUGUCCAAGAAAAAGAAGAUAGAAAGUAGCCAGGGAUCUGUCCAACAAGUAAGCAGCGUAGUACAGGUGCUGCGGGAGAAGCACCGGCUGAGCAGAGCCCUGCGACACCCUGGGAUGAGCUGA
Leptosomus discolor (cuckoo roller) is the source of this 2604-nucleotide messenger RNA. The record is from RefSeq and is a predicted model, not a curated record. Lineage: Eukaryota; Metazoa; Chordata; Aves; Leptosomiformes; Leptosomidae.